CUCUGAUCUGUUGAUUCCCCUCUUCCUGGCCAAAUAAAGGUUUCCACGGGACAUAUCUCGGGCGAGAGCAGAACCGCCUGCCACUUUUCUCUAUGCACAUCGCUUUCCUACGCUCCUCAAUCCUUUUCUUACCGCAGCCUCUCGAUACACACUCACUUGUGUUUGCGUCUAUCUAGUCAUGGAUUUGGCUGGCGCCCCAUUUCCCAAGCGGAAUCGUUUACGCUUCUACCGCACCAAAACCGGCUGCCUCACUUGCCGACGUCGACGGAAGAAGUGUGACGAAUCCAUUCCUUGUAGUGCUUGCGUGAGCAGGGGAUUAGAGUGUACCUGGCCGGAUAUGAAGCUCACACGAGACACGGCAGUAACCUCGUCAAAUUUACCGUCUCCCUCUUCCUCUUCCUCUAAUAGCACCAAUCCACUCCGAUUUCUCCGCAGUUGCGCCAAUGCUGGUCAGGAGGCCCCCGUGCUCACAAACGAAGACCGAGCAAUCAUAUCCAGAGGAAAGUGUAACUGGGGCUCAACUCCAACUGCCUGGAUAUCGCCCACUGUACCUAGCAAGGAGGCCAGCUGGCAACUCAGGACGCUCAGUCCAAGUCCUUUUGGACCAGAAGCGAUGUCACCUACUUCGCAGUUGAUUCUUCACUAUUAUUUACAGGAAGGCGCAGCGAAGCUCUCACCAAAGCCAAGGCCGUCCAAUCCAUUCAUUACACAGAUUCUUCCGCGUGCUACAUGCGACUCAACCCUAAUGAAUGCCGUCUUGGCUUUAGGAGGUACUUUGUUGGAAUUGAAAUACGACCAAUCUAAUCCAAUUCUUCAAACUGCCUGGGGCCACUAUGCUAAAGUCCUAGGUGACCUUCGACGCACCUUCCAGGACCUAUCCGCCCAUCCUUGCCAACGGUAUCUUCGCGUCCUCCUCGUUCUCCUGAUCCUUGCCCACGCUGAGGCUAUAUCUGGCAAUCUCCAAGGCUCGACAUUUUCACAUUUACGCGCCAGUCACCAACUGAUGCUGAGAUUCACCUUGGAUGGUAGAGACAAAAGAACUGCUGACGACCUAGCCAUUGAAGGUUUCGUCCUCGAACUUUAUGCCUACUUGGCACUCGUCGCCAAUAUCACUCCCUACGCUCUCGACGAUGGACGGACUAUACCACUUGAUCCUAUCCUUUUAUCUCUGGGCUUCCUUCAAGACUAUAAGGAUUUCGGCGCCCUUCUGAGCUGUGGGUUGUCGCUAUUUGAAAAAAUACCAAUCAUCUCGGUCUUUGCACGUCAGCGAUUGUCAGAAGAGGCAGCGACGGGCGAAUGCUCCAUAGACAGCAUGCAGAUGUAUCACAGUCUCCUCCAAGAACUGCUGCAUUGGAAUUCUCCUCCACCGAGCUCAGAUACGGAAAACUACGCCGUCGCGCAUCGAUAUACCGGUGAAAUUUAUCGACACUCCUUGCUUAUCUAUCUUAAGUCUUCUAUGUGUGGAGCUUCCGUCAAGGACAAUCCGGAAAUCCUCCUCGAGAUACAAGACCACAUCGACGCCGUGUGGAUGCUUCUUCCCACUGUCCUGGCCUCUCCCUUUGGGUCAGUCAUCUUGUGGCCGUCCAUCAUUGUCGGAUCGUGCCUCACGAACCCUGAUCAGCGAAGUGAGCUCUGCAGCUUCCUACGUGCUCCGAGAUGGCAUUUAAGGGUCACUGAGGCGUGCAUCACCAUGUUGAAAUUGCUCUGGGAAGACUCGGAUCGUCUGGCGUAUGGGCCCUUUGGUUUGUAUCUGAUUAUGAAGAAGCACGGCAUCAAUUUUUGUAUGGUUUAAAAUCCACUUUAUCACUUUGAGGCCCGAAAGCUAUGAUACUGAUGUACGAGAGCCGCGAGUGAAAAAUCU
Molecule: messenger RNA, 1861 nt
Organism: Exophiala mesophila
Lineage: Eukaryota; Fungi; Ascomycota; Eurotiomycetes; Chaetothyriales; Herpotrichiellaceae
Exons: 2
Coding region: 179-1792 (537 amino acids)
Biological process (GO): positive regulation of transcription by RNA polymerase II
Cellular component (GO): nucleus
Molecular function (GO): zinc ion binding; transcription cis-regulatory region binding; DNA-binding transcription factor activity, RNA polymerase II-specific
Source: RefSeq, a predicted model, not a curated record